AAACAUGGCGGAUCGCUGGGGGCUCCUUAGGUAGCUCGUUUGUCUUAAAUCCUGACCUGAACUAGUCUGCCGCAUUUUAUUGACGUCUUGUCUCCAAGUGUGUUUUUUGUAUUUUUAGCUGUCGCUUUUUAACCUGUCACAGGAAAUAUGAGCGGAAUUAUGACGUUUUAGUUCGGCUAGCUCGGCUAGCAGGUUACCAAGGCAACGGCAGCUAACGGUUACCUGGCUGUUAGCUCAACACUAGGGAGAGGUGAAGGCUCCGAGAAGGGAAUUUAAUUUUUUUAAGGAUGUUAAAUGCGCCGAUCCAAGCCGGGUUUCCAUCUCUUUUUGAAUAGAUCGAUUAAUUACUGUACAUUGAUUAAACUAUUGAGUCUUUAUUUCUGGUUUCAUCUGGUUAAAUUUAAUAUAAUUAAAUUAAAUAAUAGUUCGGUUCAGGUUUUACUGCUCACUUUUAUAGAUGCCAUUGGAGUAAAAUAACAUCAGUUUCAACAUCUUUUUAACCACUAACAGCUGCUGAUUCAUUUACUGUAUCCUGCAGACAUGGAGCAGUACAGUAUUCUGGGUCGGAUCGGUGAAGGAGCUCAUGGCAUCGUGUUCAAGGCCAAACAUAUCGAGACAGGAGAGACAGUGGCUCUAAAGAAAGUGGCUCUGAGGAGGCUGGAGGACGGCAUCCCGAACCAGGCUCUGAGGGAGAUCAAGGCCCUGCAGGAGAUUGAGGACAACCAGCAUGUGGUGAAGCUGAAGGACGUCUUCCCUCACGGUACGGGCUUUGUCCUGGUCUUUGACUUCAUGCUCUCUGACCUCUCUGAGGUCAUCAGGAACACUGAGCGACCUUUGACCCCAGCUCAGGUUAAAAGUUACAUGAUGAUGCUGCUGAAGGGUGUGGCCUUCCUCCACCACAAUAACAUCAUGCACCGGGACCUGAAACCAGCUAACCUCCUGAUCAGCUCCUCAGGCCAUCUAAAAAUCGCAGACUUUGGCUUGGCUCGAUUAUUCAGCGAACAGGGAGACAGACUUUACAGCCACCAGGUGGCCACCAGGUGGUACAGAGCUCCAGAGCUGUUGUACGGAGCCAGGAAGUACGACGAGGGCGUCGACCUGUGGGCAGUGGGCUGUAUCUUUGGGGAGCUGCUGAACUCGUCUCCUCUGUUUCCUGGAGAAAACGACAUCGAGCAACUCUGCUGCGUCCUCAGAGUGCUGGGAACUCCGACACAGGACAGCUGGCCGGAGAUCGUCGAGUUGCCAGAUUACAAUAAAAUCACCUUUAAAGAGAAUCCUGCCAUCCCAUUGGAGGAGAUCGUCCCCGACACCUCCCCUCAGGCCAUCGACCUGCUCUACAAGUUCCUGGUUUAUCCGUCCAAGCAGCGCUGCUCCGCCAGACAGGCUCUCCUCCACCCCUACUUCUUCUCCUCUCCUCUUCCUGCCCACCACUCAGAGCUGCCCAUCCCUCAGAGGGGGGGACGACCACCUCGCCAGCGCCUUCAGGCUCCGCCCACUGACUUUUCACUGGACCUGCCCCUUCAGAGCAGCGUGGUAGACCCUGCGCUUCUGCAGAAACAUGCCUCCUGUCUCUGAAGGGCGAACAGACACAUGUUCAUUUAUUUAUUUAUUUAUGCACUUUUUAAUGCCUGAUUGUGUUUAUUAUUAUUAUUAAACAGGAUGGGACUGUCUUUUAAAUCAUAAAUAAAGUUUAC
Cheilinus undulatus (humphead wrasse) is the source of this 1694-nucleotide messenger RNA. RefSeq names its product cyclin-dependent kinase 20 (gene cdk20). Bases 541 to 1575 code for a protein of 344 amino acids. Gene Ontology annotation, cellular component: nucleus. NCBI's taxonomy places the organism in Eukaryota, Metazoa, Chordata, Actinopteri, Labriformes, Labridae. Gene Ontology annotation, molecular function: ATP binding; cyclin-dependent protein serine/threonine kinase activity. Gene Ontology annotation, biological process: protein phosphorylation. The record is from RefSeq and is a predicted model, not a curated record. The transcript has 9 exons.